AUGGCGCGGCGCGGCGCAGUGAAGGAGUCCACAGAGACGGUGCAUGACGAUGGGGCUGCGACACCAACGUUGAUUUCACCACCUGAAUCGAAGACGCCGCCAACCGCCACGCACAAGCGCAACCAGAGCCUUAGUCGCAACUCAGAGCUAGUAGAUGCAUCGGCGCUGUCAAAAGCCUUGAAGGAAUUUGAGCAGGCUGGCAAGGCUCGAGAGCGAACGCCGAUUGCGAGUCCCAGCCGCAAGAGGCCGCGGAUACAGGGCGACAGAUUCAUCCCCAAUCGUGCAGGUCAAGAUUUACAGGCCAGCUUCAAUUUGCUGCACGACGAUGCCUCACCGGCGACACCAUCAAAGUCGAAGCGAACACCACACAACGAGCUGCACUUCCAGAAGACUGAGGAAGCCAAUCGGACGUACUCCGCAGUUUUGCGCCAGGAAAUGUUCGAGGACUCGGUACCACAAGUUCUUUCACAGCGCUUGUCUCCCACAGACAGUGGUACCAUGCGGUCUGGUGGAAGGUCACAUACUCCACCAACGAGAACGACGAGUUCACUACCUCCACCGAGCGGCACUCCCUCGACUCCCCACAAGAACCUCUUCUCCUAUUCGGGGCAGCCAACACCUUCGAGAACUCCAUCGAGUCGGCAUGGUGUGCUGAAUCUGAAUGCGCGUGCAGAUAUUUACAGUCUAUCACCUAUUAAAUACAGCAGUCAACGCAUGCUGCUCAGCCCACAACGAGCGCCUCGAGCUGUAUCCAAGGUCCCUUACAAGGUCCUUGAUGCGCCAGAUCUAGCCGACGACUUCUAUCUCAAUCUCGUCGAUUGGGGGAGUCAAAAUACUCUGGGUGUCGGUCUUGGAUCCUGUGUUUACAUGUGGAAUUCGAGUAGUGGGCGUGUCACGAAGCUCUGCGAACUCCAGGACGAUUCUGUUACCAGCGUCAAUUGGAUACAGCGUGGUUCACAUAUCGCGAUCGGCACAAAUAAAGGCCAGGUACAGAUUUGGGACGCGCAUACUCAGCGCCGUCUGCGAACGAUGAUGGGUCAUACAGCUCGAGUCGGCGCCCUUGCGUGGAACGAGCACAUCCUCACCUCUGGUUCAAGAGAUCGCAUUAUUUACCACCGCGACGUACGGCAGCCAGAUCAGUGGCUACGGAAACUGGUCGGGCACAAGCAGGAGGUUUGUGGGCUAAAGUGGAAUCACGAAGAUCAACAGCUGGCGUCCGGGGGUAAUGACAACAAGCUGAUGGUCUGGGACAAGCUGAAUGCUGAGCCCACGUACAAGUUCAGUGAACACCAGGCUGCUGUUAAGGCCAUUGCUUGGAGUCCCCAUCAACGUGGUCUUUUGGCUAGCGGUGGUGGCACAGCGGAUCGAACUAUCAAAUUCUGGAACACGUUAAUCUCGUCAAACGGCCCCUCAGCUGCUUCCCUUGCUACAGCUUCGGCAGCAGCGUCCGCCUCGAGCUCUGCCAAUGUCCAGACUUCACCAGCAGCACCUGCGAAUCUUUUACAGAGUCUGGACACGGGUAGUCAGGUCUGCAAUCUCGCUUGGUCGAAGAACAGCAACGAGAUUGUCUCGACACACGGCUACAGCCAGAACCAAAUCAUCGUCUGGAAGUACCCGAGCAUGCAGCAAGUCGUGUCAUUGACUGGGCACACAUAUCGUGUGCUAUAUCUUGCAAUGAGUCCAGAUGGUCAGGUGAUAGUCACGGGCGCAGGUGACGAGACGCUUCGAUUCUGGAACGCUUUCAAGAAGAAGGAGCGCACAGGAGGGCUCAGCAGUAUGGACAGCUGGGGCGUUAUCAGGUGA
Molecule: messenger RNA, 1803 nt
Organism: Didymella exigua CBS 183.55
Lineage: Eukaryota; Fungi; Ascomycota; Dothideomycetes; Pleosporales; Didymellaceae
Product: WD40 repeat-like protein
Exons: 3
Coding region: 1-1803 (600 amino acids)
Biological process (GO): anaphase-promoting complex-dependent catabolic process; positive regulation of anaphase-promoting complex-dependent catabolic process; positive regulation of ubiquitin protein ligase activity
Cellular component (GO): anaphase-promoting complex
Molecular function (GO): ubiquitin ligase activator activity; anaphase-promoting complex binding; protein binding
Source: RefSeq, a predicted model, not a curated record